Messenger RNA from Emericellopsis cladophorae, 1302 nucleotides. RefSeq lists its product as uncharacterized. The record is from RefSeq and is a predicted model, not a curated record. The transcript has a single exon. Lineage: Eukaryota; Fungi; Ascomycota; Sordariomycetes; Hypocreales; Bionectriaceae. The coding region runs from base 1 to 1302 and encodes 433 amino acids.
AUGUUCUACAAAACACAUCGCUCGCCGCUCGCCAAGCUACGACACCACAAGCCCGGGCAGGGCCCCCCCACCAUGUCGACCUCUUCCUCCGGAUGGGAUGCGCCCGAGUACGCCGACCUCUUCUCGCGCGACAAGGUGAAAUUGAAGGCCGCCGUCAAGAAAUACGUGGCGAGCCGCGUGCGCGACGAUUGGAGCUUCACGUGGUCACCCGAGGAGCGAAGUGAGCCCACGACGAGGACAGACGCAGCAGCCACCGCCGCACCACCCCUACCUGAGCGACUCGAGCAGCGAGAUCCUGCCAAUGUCCAGGACGAGACGCACGAAGACGAUGGAUACGAGGUCGAUACCGACCCCGAUGACGACAUCAAUUUAGAUCUUGACAUGGACCACGACAGCGACGACGCACGCUCGGUGUACAGCAUCGUCUCGGACGAUCCCACACGCUACAAGCCUCGCAUCGAGUGGGACUCGGACUAUGCGGUCGACGAAGACGCGCUGCCUCCCACAGCUCGCGCAAACACAGCGGGCCUAGACGAGGACGAGACGAAAGCCAGGCGCAGGACACAGCAGAGGCGAGAUUUGCGCAAGGAGAUGGAGUGGAACCCUGGGCUCGCCUGCUUUGAAGCGCGACGCAACGCAUGGACAGAGGCGAGGGUCGUUCAGCUGCGCCCCAAGCCGGAGACACCGACAAACUCUUCAUCGCCCGCGAGCCAACGCUCGUCGCGUCGGCGGUUCUUCCGCCGUUCUGUCUCGUCGACGUCGUCCGCUGGCACAAUCAACCAGCCGGGUGCAUCAUCCUCCGCCCGGGUGGAGCGAUCACCGCCGAGAGAAUCAGAGAAUGACACCAGCAAGACGUCCAACUCGGGCUCGUUGGAGCACGGGCGGUACCCAGUAGAGACCAUUGUGCCCGUGGCAGCACCCAUUCUCCCACCGCAAUGUCUGCUGCGGGCGGGCAUCCAGCCAGACAACUACCUAAAACUGUACGACAAGUGCAUACUCGACAAUCAGCAGCCAGCGUGUCCCGUAAAUCUAUCCGACACCAUCAACGCACUUGUCAUGGGCUGGAAGCGCGACGGCGAGUGGCCCCCUCGUCCCGCCAUCCCCAAUGACUUUCCGCAAAGAGCAUCGACUGGGCCGAUCGAAGCGGGUGAGCGGCGCAAGAGCUUGACGGGCUUGCUGUCACGCGAUAGGACGGCCGAGGCGCGCGCCGGCAAGGGUGUUCGGCAGAGUCUGUCUCGCGCCUUGGGGCUGGGCACCCAUGUGGAAGCACCGGGGGGGUCCAGGCCGACCAUGGCGGGCUAG